This is a messenger RNA of Myripristis murdjan (pinecone soldierfish), 2941 nucleotides long. It is a transcript of the gene gas7a, whose product is annotated as growth arrest-specific 7a. Gene Ontology annotation, biological process: neuron projection morphogenesis; clathrin coat assembly; clathrin-dependent endocytosis. Gene Ontology annotation, cellular component: clathrin-coated vesicle; plasma membrane; clathrin-coated pit. The record is from RefSeq and is a predicted model, not a curated record. The transcript is spliced from 10 exons. The coding region runs from base 1 to 1038 and encodes 345 amino acids. Lineage: Eukaryota; Metazoa; Chordata; Actinopteri; Holocentriformes; Holocentridae.
AUGAUGAUGGAAGCCAGCUUUGACACUGAGGAGAGUUUUGACGACCCCUCCUGUCUCGCCCCGCAGCCCCCCGGCUCCGUCUCGCCGGCCAAGAGGCAGAUCAGGGAGGUCAAGGAGACCAAGAUCACGAUCAACUGUGUCACGUUCCCUCUGCCUGGAGAAGGUCCGGAGCAGCAGCUCCUCAAGCCCAAUGAGUGGAGCUACUGUGAUUACUUCUGGACGGACAAGAAGGACCCGCAGGGGACGACGUCGGUGGCGGGCUUCGAGGUGCUCCUGCAGAAGCAGCUGAAGGGCAAACAGAUGCAGAAGGAGAUGGCCGAGUUUAUCCACGAGAGGAUAAAGAUUGAGGAGGAAUACGCCAAGAACCUCUCCAAGCUGUCUCUGAGCCCUCUGGCUGCACAGGAGGAGGGGACGCUCGGGGAAGCCUGGACGCAGCUGAAGAAGAGUCUCCAUGAUGAAGCUGAGGUCCACCUGAAGUUCUCCAACAAGCUCCACAGCGAGGUAGAGAAGCCCUUGCUGACGUUCAGAGGCGACAACUUCAAGAAGGAUCUGAAAAAGUACGACCAUCACAUCGCCGACCUCAGGAAGCAGCUGGCCAGCCGCUACGCCAGCGUGGAGAAGGCCCGCAAAGCCCUGGCUGACAGGCAGAAAGACCUGGAGGUGAAGACCCAGCAGCUGGAGAUCAAACUCAGCAACAAGACAGAGGAGGACAUCAAGAAGGCCCGGCGGAAAUCCACACAAGCAGGAGACGACCUGAUGCGCUGUGUGGAUCUGUACAACCAAACCCAGUCCAAGUGGUUUGAGGAGAUGGUCACUACAAGCAUGGAGCUGGAGAAACUGGAGGUCGACCGGAUUGAGUGGAUUCAGCAGCAUCUACGCCAGUACACGACUCUGCGGCACGAAACCGACAUGUUCAACCAAAGUACGGUCGAGCCAGUGGAUCAGCUGCUGCAGAGCGUCGAUCCAGCCAAAGACAGGGAGCUGUGGGUGAAGGAGCAUAAAACCGGCGAGGUGCGCCCCGUGGACAUGGACAUAUAGACCACACUGACCUGGGAUCAGCCACUCCCGCUUUCCGUCUCAGCAGCGUCCGAGUCCGCGAAACACUUCCACCACCGACCCGGGGCGGACGGUGCAUGUUCAGGCUGCAGAGGUCCGCCCGUCCCGUCUCCGCCCGCCUGGAACAAGAGGAGGGAGGCUUCGUCCCCUCGCGCAGUUUGAGUCCAGGAAACACAAACGGACCAUAAAUCAACCAUAAAAACUACCAGCAUGUUCCUUCUAAAUUUUACCAGUAUUAUAAUCUACAUUAGCUUACUGAAUGCCACUUGACAUAUUUUGUUGUUUACCUGUUGUAAAGUCGAGACUAUUAAAAAAAUGCUAUGUACUUUGAGCUGUUUAGUCUAGCUUCAGGUCACUUUCCAAUUUGGACACACCGAACAAAACAAAACAAAACAAACAAAAAAAAAGGCUGAUUAUUGAUUCUUUAAUUAUUUUAGACACUGAUAUUGACGCGUAUUGAGGUAACCUUAGAGUGAAUAUGAUAUAUUUUCAUAUUUUGCUGGUUCUUUUUGGUGGAAAUGCAUGUUUUGAAUAUCUUUUUUAACCCGUGCGCAGUCCUUUCGGUUUCGUGUAAGAGUUUGACCGAUCGAGUUUGACACGAGGCGUCGGUCCACUCGUCCAGAUCGAGAUCUCCAUCGCAAAAUUUUAUCCCACUUUAACCUCAGCUGAUUACAGAGACAAAAAAAAAAGAAAAAAAAAAAAAAACGAUAUUUUUGGAAUGCGAAUUUGGUAUUUUCGCCGCUCGCCCCCCCGACACGUGGUCCAAUCAGAUUUAGGCCAGGGUCUGUUUUUGGAUCAGUCCUGAGGAAACAAAAAAAAAAUGAUCCAUGUUUCACUGAAAACACCUUUUAGUGCCUAACGGUUAUACACCUGGAAUGUCCUUGAUAUACUCUACUCUGCAUCGGUGUACAUUUGUAUAUACAGGCUAAAUGUAUUUUGCUGUCAAAUGUUGAACAGGCUGUUACUCCGAGUCAGCCGAGUGUUUGUACAUUGUUGUUUGUUUUAUUAUUAUUAUUUUUUUUUUUUCUUGGUAAAUGUACAGAGAAUAUCUUCAAGAUGGUGUCUGGCAGGGAUUAUAUUCAGCAAAAAUUCACACUUGCAGACGGGAGCGUUCUCGAUGGAUUAUUGAUCGACUCCACUGACGAAAACCCCCCAUAGAGAGUAUCCACCUGCAUGUACAGUACCGUGUGUGUCUGUGUUUACACGUGUGUGUGUGUGUGUGUGUGUGUGUGUGUUUACGUCCGUCUUUGUCUUUGCAUUUUGUCGUGAAUUUCUCUGUAAAACCAGUUCCCCCUCUCAGCUUCAGAGGCACAAGGCUGAUCAAAUUAGACUCACUCAAGGACACAGAAAAAAAAAAAAAAUAAUAAUAAUAAUUGCCAUGAAAAAAGUGUUUACCUUCUUUAUCAGCAAUGCAUUGCUAAUAAUGAGAAAUAUACAUUAUACACCUGUUGCAUUUAACAUGACUUAUUUUUUUGUGCUAAAAUGAAGGAAUGUCCAUUUUUAAUGCAAAUCAAGCAAAAUGGAUCCACCAUGACAAACCGCUCCAGGUUUAAAUGGCAGAUUUUGUCGUAGAGGUUUAUCAGUGUGUGUGUGUGUGAGUGGGAGUGUGUGUGUGUGUGUGUGUGUGUGUGUGUGUGCGUGUCGAUGUUGUGCACUAAAUGUGACCGAGCUGUUAAAUGUUUGUAAAGCAGAAACUGAAUAUUUCAGAAUGACGUACGUGUUGAGUUAACUGCCCUUGGUGACAAUUUUUUUUUUUUUUUCUCAUGCCGUGGAUUAAUUAAACCUGAUGUUCCUGAAGUUUUCCAGAGUGUUUUAUCCUCGGUGACCGACGUCCAGACAAUGUGCUGUGGAAUGCAGUGUCCAAAAUAAAUCUCCUCGUUGAAAA